Erpetoichthys calabaricus (reedfish) is the source of this 6020-nucleotide messenger RNA. RefSeq names its product phosphodiesterase 8A (gene pde8a). The record is from RefSeq and is a predicted model, not a curated record. Gene Ontology annotation, molecular function: 3',5'-cyclic-AMP phosphodiesterase activity. The transcript has 22 exons. Lineage: Eukaryota; Metazoa; Chordata; Cladistia; Polypteriformes; Polypteridae. Bases 1206 to 3779 code for a protein of 857 amino acids. Gene Ontology annotation, biological process: cellular response to epidermal growth factor stimulus; signal transduction; positive regulation of ERK1 and ERK2 cascade.
AGUAAAGGCUGUAGGUCAAUCCUUGCGGGUGCUUUUAUUGGAUCUGCUGCUGUCAAGCAGUGCUAAAGAAUUGGAAGGGUAAACGCUGGGAAAAAAAAUCACGGAGGAAAAACGAGAAAACAAAAUUAAUAUAAAGAAGUAAGCCAAAAACCCACGACGGCAGUAUUUUCUACUUAUUAUUUUACUUCUCAGCUACUCUCCGGCUUUUCAUUUCAUGUGCAAUUUGAAACUUUAAAAGAAUUCCGCACAGCUUCAGGGGUUUCUUCUUUUUUUCAAGAAUACGUGCUCUAGAGGUGGUACUACUGGACAAUUUGACAGCCUUUCACAUCUUUUUCUAUUUGGAAAAAUGGUGGGCCUUUGAUACAUUGUGGUCUGGUAUGUUGCGUGUGCCUUAUUGGCGUCUUCAGAAUGUUGCAUAAAUAAAGCACGCGAGUCUGACUUAUUUUCCUUUCGCUCCGCGAAAUACAAGCCUAUAUUCUCUGACUAGAUUUUUUUUCGUUGUUGGCUAUCGAGUGGAAUGUUUGGUUGGAGUGAAACGCUUUUUAUCUGGGGACCUUUCGCGUCAAAAGCGCUGCCAGACGGAAUAUUGCAUGAAUUUAAAUAGCCUGUUGAUGGAAAUGACUUGGCGAUGAAGUGGACACGACUGUAGCGAGACUGGGUGAGAGCCCUGUGGCGGACCAAGAAGGAGAAAUAAUAACAGUAAGCCUUAAAUAACCGAGUUGCUUCAUUGGAAAGAAGAGAACAAUUUGCGUAUGUCUGGGUGGUAAAGCAUCGGAAGAAGCGAGCUAACUAUACUGAUAACAAUAAUGAUGGCAUAUAAAACAUUCGUGCAAGGAUAAAAAAUGCUUCGUGGGAGAAUGAGUGGAAUACACGCGGGGAUGGAUGCAGCUACAGUGAGGAGAGAAAUGCGAAAGCGACUGGAAUAGAUGGAUUUGUUCUGGGGAGGGGGAACCCAACGCUUGUGCGUAAUUUUAUAGUUUACUUCAUGAAAUAGACGGAAAGGAAACUGAUUUCCUGGUAGGGGGAAAAAGGAAGAUAAUAUAUUAUUCAUGCUUUGUGGAAGGGAAACGAGUGAAAGCUUAUAUCUUUGCAUAAGAAUAACCAGGAGUAUAUAAGUAUUGAUUUUGGAGCGAGAAUCUUAAAAAAAUCAGGACACUACAAAAACAGUAAACCAAGGAAAAGAAGAAGAAAAGUGAAUUUGAAGCAUGGGCUGUGCUUCAAGUAUUCACAUCACAGAUAGCAGAGUGGUCUAUCACAGUGGCAAGGAGUCCGAGGAUUCAAACUCGCCCCACCAAACCAACUCAAGUCAGUCUCCGCAGCAUCUGCAGCCGGGAAAUACAGUGCCGGGAUUAUUCAUUAAACCCUCCAACGCGUCAUCCACUUACAAGGUGAGGGGUAAUUCCUCCAAGAAAGGCAAGAAAGAGAACAGUCAGAGCAUGGCUUCAGAAACCCAAAGCUGCCGAUCCAGUGCAAAGGCAGCAAAUACAGAAGUGCAGUUUGGACCAAUGAAGCUCCAUGAAGAUCAACUUCAGGUACUUUUAGUGUUCGCCAAAGAUGACAAUCAGAGCAAUGGGUUUUGCUGGGCAUGUGAGAAGGCCGGUUACAGGUGCAACAUUGCCAGGACUCCAGAAUCUGCUUUAGAAAGUUUCUUAGAAAAGCACCACGACAUCAUAAUCAUCGAUCAUAGGCAUUCCAGAUAUUUUGAAGCAGAAGCCCUGUGUCGAUCUAUCAGAGCUGUGAAAUCAGCAGAACACACGGUAAUUGUUGCAGUAGUUCGAAGGCAGGAUCGUGAGGAUGUGUCCAUUCUGCCCCUCAUUUCAGCAGGAUUUAACCGGAGGUAUAUAGAAAAUCAUAAUGUAAUGACUUGUUUUAAUGAACUACUUCAACUGGAGCAUGGGGAAGUAAGGGCGCAGUACAAACUAAGGGCAUGCAACACUAUUUUCACAGCAUUAGAGCAAAGCCAAGAAGCCAUUGAAAUCACAAGUGAAGAUCAUGUGAUUCAGUAUGUAAACCCUGCAUUUGAAUCCUUAAUGGGUUAUCACCAAGGAGAAUUAAUAGGAAAAGACUUUACUGAAGUGCCUAAAAGUGAGAAAAAUAAAGCUGAUCUCCUGGAAACUAUUAAUUCUUGCAUAAAGAAAGGAAAGGAAUGGCAAGGAAUAUUUUAUGCCAAAAAGAAAAAUGGAGAUAGCAUACAACAAAAUGUGAAGAUUAUCCCUGUUAUUGGGCAGGGAGGAAAAAUUAGACACUAUGUGUCUAUUAAACGGCCUUUAAAUGACAAUAAUAAGGCUGAUAAAGCAAAUGAACGUGUACAAGCAGAAUCUCAAACAGAUAUCCAGUCGUGUAAGCACAAAGACAGAAGGAAAGGUUCAUUAGAUGUUCGAUCUACAACGUCACGAGGGAGUGAUGGUAGUUCACAGAGAAGGCACUCCUCCAUGGCUCGGAUACAUUCUAUGACCAUUGAAGCUCCAAUUACUAAGGUAAUCAAUAUCAUAAAUGCUGCACAAGAAAGUAGCCCGAUGCCUGUGGCAGAAGCCUUAGACCGAGUGCUGGAGAUCCUGCGAACCACUGAGCUUUAUUCUCCACAGCUGGGAACCAAAGAUGAAGAUCCACAUACAAGUGACCUUGUUGGGGGUCUUAUGUCAGAUGGAUUACGGAGAUUAUCAGGGAAUGAGUACAUCUUCGCAACAAAACAAACCCAUCACAUAGCUGGUCAUCUCAUCACUCCACUCUCACUGAAUGACAUCCCACCCCGAGUAGCACAGACUAUGGAAAAUGAAGAGUCCUGGGAUUUUGACAUUUUCAAUUUGGAAGGUGCAACUCUGAAAAGGCCAUUGGUUUACCUGGGUCUUAAAGUGUUUUCACGUUUUGGAGUCUGUGAAUUCCUGAACUGCUCUGAAGCAACACUGAGGUCCUGGCUGCAAGUGAUUGAAGCAAAUUAUCACUCCUCCAACUCCUACCACAACUCAACACAUUCUGCUGAUGUUUUGCAUGCAACGGCCUAUUUUCUGUGUAAAGAAAGGGUCAAGCAAAGUCUUGAUCAGAUUGAUGAAGUAGCUGCCCUUAUUGCUGCCACUAUCCAUGAUGUGGACCACCCUGGACGGACAAACUCCUUUCUGUGCAAUGCUGGCAGUGAGCUGGCUAUCCUCUAUAAUGACACUGCAGUGUUAGAAAGCCAUCAUGCAGCUCUAGCCUUCCAGCUUACUACAAGAGAUGACAAGUGUAAUAUUUUUAAAAACAUGGAAAGGAAUGAAUAUCGAACACUCAGGCAAGCCAUUAUCGACAUGGUUUUGGCAACUGAAAUGACAAAGCACUUUGAGCAUGUCAACAAGUUUGUAAACAGCAUUAACAAGCCUUUGGCAGCACUGGAGGAAAGUGGGGGGAAUGGAGAGGCAGAUUCCGUCAAAAGCAUAUUGACCUCUCCAGAAAACCGCAUUCUUGUCAAACGCAUGCUGAUCAAGUGUGCUGACAUCUCCAAUCCCUGCAGACCACUAGAAUUGUGUAUUGAGUGGGCAGGACGCAUUUCCGAAGAGUAUUUUGCACAGACCGAUGAAGAGAAAAGACAAGGUCUCCCUGUGGUAAUGCCUGUUUUUGACAGAAACACGUGUAGCAUUCCCAAAUCACAGAUCUCCUUCAUUGAUUAUUUUAUAACAGAUAUGUUUGAUGCUUGGGAUGCAUUUGCAGAUCUGCCAAAUUUGAUGCAACACCUGGACAACAACUUCAAGUAUUGGAAGGGACUUGACGAGAGAAAGUUACGAAGCUUGCGACCGCCACAGGAAUAGCAGGCAUGAACAACGUGUUGGUUUGGUUUUGUUUUUUUUUUUUUUUUUUUUUUUUUAAACAUAAGGAUAGACUGCCAUCGGAGCUCUCUCUUGUUCAUAACAAGACAGACUACUUUCUGCUAAAACGUCCUCGGUCCGGGUUGAACUGAAGACUUCAGAUCAGAAUUAAGCAAAUGCAAUGAAUUGUCCAAACUGUGGUUCCUGAAGUAUGUGAUAAAAGUGAAAGCAUUGCUGCUUAGCUCACCUUAACACAGGAAGGCGACUUUUCUAAAUAUUGGGCAGAAACGUCAAAGAAAGGUGACAAACUGAACACAAAGGCUUGUAUUCCGGUGGAGCUGUCAGACGGCCAAGAAAUCGGGAAGAAGAAACUGCGCAAACAGUGUUGUGUUGGGACUACUGAUGCCUUCUCCAGUAUUACCGAAGGCUGUGGCAGCACUGUUGAUAAAACGUACAUGGACAAAAAAAAAAAAAAACAGAUAAGCAAACUAAAAGCCAUGCGUCUUUGUUCCGUUCAUGUUCACACUUUUUAAGAAGAGCACACGUGUUAACUGUGACCGCGCCACUUUCAUUUUAAAGCUCUCUGUUCGGAUUUUUUCCCUCAUGGAGACGUCCUUUUAUCUUUGACUCCCUAGUUCUAUUUAUCUUAGGGCUGCCCCAGAAGUUGUUUUGGGUAAGCAGAAGGAAGGUCGUUCUAUUUAGCAAAGAAAGAAUGUUGAGCUUUUCCAAACUUAUAGUUAAAACAAAAUGUCAACUUUAUUUAUUUUCUUAGUGUUCAAAAAAAAUCACAUUUUUUACUGUAUUAACUACUGCUGAAACAAAAAGCAAGAGUCAACUAUACGAUUGAUUUCUGAACUUGUAUUCACAAGCAUACAUCUCUUGUAGUUUUUUUAUUCUUGAAAUGAGACCUUUUGAUUUGGAUGGGACGGUGCGUGGAAAAAUCCCGACCCACUAAACACCCCACAACCGUAUCACCAGCCAAGCUCACCCUUUGAGGUGCGGCACAUCUGAACCUUCAGGAGGACAAACUAACACGUGAGGCGGGUUUUCAAACUUGAAAUAUGCUUCUUCUCCCCCAAAAAUGUUUUGUACUACGGUAGAUGUCCUAAUAAAAGACUGCCUUAUUUUAUACAAUAUUUAUAUAUGUUAUACAUCCCAGAGUGUACAUGGAAAAGGAUAUUUGGAUUUUUUUUAAUCAUUUAGGAAAAAGAAGAAAAUAUUUAACGAAAUUGAACAUUUUUAUAGUUUAUGUAUUUUCCACUCAAGAGAAUAAAUAAAGAAUCUUAACGCUAGAAGUUUGUAAAAAUGUUUAACUAAAAGGUUGGAAGGGCAUUCACUCCAUAUGACUGAUACAAAAAAGUAAAUAAAUAAAAAAAUAAAGGUUUAUGUAUAUUUUCAGGGUUUACAAAAUAUAAAACUAAUGUGCUACUGUCUUACUUCAGUAUGAAUUUGCCAAAUCUGCUUGUGUCUGGGUCGGAAGGAAUGCUUGUCAUUUUUAUUUUGAAACUUGCUCUACGUUAUCCUAAACAGUGACAGUCUCCUGAAAUUUAAUUUUUUCCUCUCUUUAGUUCAACCUUUCAGAAUGUGCCUUCAUCUAAAAUAAUAAUAAUAAUAAUAAUAAUAAUAACAACCAGAAUUCAAUAAGUUAAAAGAUUAAAAAAAAAAAAAAAACUGCUUUGGAUAGGACCUCAGCAACAAAUUUACUAGGAUGUCAGAAGUGCAUUAAUGGGAACCAUUGUGCUACCAGGUCACUGCUGCACAAGACCAACAUGGUAGCUUUAGAAAUGGCUCUCAGGACGACGAGGAUUACAAGCAAACUCAGGGAUAUGUUUCAAAAAAGGAGAAGGAGUUAAAACGUUCAGACUUUUGAAGUUAGAUGGCUACCAGAAUGAUGAGGAGCAAUUUGAGAGAGAGCUUUAAAGACCUCAAGGGCUUAAAAAGGAGAUUUGUGUGGUACUUGGAGGGAUCAUUGGGAACAGAUGAAAGAUUUAGAAGGGAAAAAACAAACAAGCAUACUGUAAGAAUGUGUAACGGUGGGAUAUUUCAUCUGGAGUAGCAGCUUUUUUAUCAUGUAGACAAUCUUCUAGGCAGAAUCCGAAAGAAACCAGCCAGUUAGGUUUAAAGAAUGUGUUUUCAUGGACAGAAUGCACUUUGUUUUCAAGUUUGUGUUUUUAUUCAUUCAGUUUGCCUGGGGAAUGUGUUUCUGCAGCCACAGAUUAAAAUUCCAAAUUUUCUGUAAAAACU